Molossus molossus (Pallas's mastiff bat) is the source of this 2764-nucleotide messenger RNA. It is a transcript of the gene SLC28A3, whose product is annotated as solute carrier family 28 member 3. Lineage: Eukaryota; Metazoa; Chordata; Mammalia; Chiroptera; Molossidae. Gene Ontology annotation, biological process: pyrimidine nucleoside transport; purine nucleoside transmembrane transport. The transcript has 18 exons. Bases 240 to 2351 code for a protein of 703 amino acids. Gene Ontology annotation, molecular function: pyrimidine- and adenosine-specific:sodium symporter activity; purine-specific nucleoside:sodium symporter activity. The record is from RefSeq and is a predicted model, not a curated record. Gene Ontology annotation, cellular component: membrane.
AGUCAUGGGCAAAUAGGAAGGAUUAAUGAGGUGGGUGGACCUGAAUUAAAAACUUCCACCACACCCACCUUUCCUGCCCCGCCCCAAUGAGGAGAUUAUUCUGGAAAUGUUCAAACUGAAGCAGUGCCCAGGUUUCUACAACAGCAGGUGGCAUUCUGACAUCAGGAGAGGCUGUGUUCGUUCCCCCAGGGACAAAGGACCUCCAGACCAGACAUCUGAAAGGACUUAGAGACCAGCCCAUGGAGCUGAAAAAUGUGACUGCCUCUGAGGCCGAAGGCUACAGAAACACUGGCUUCCAGAAUGAAGAAGACAUUCAUAAAAACCAGAACACAUCAGGAAACAACUCCCUAAGAAGCAGAGCUGUGCAAAACAGAGAACACGAAAAUGCCAUACAGGGUGAAGAGCCGGUCACCAUUGAGCAGGAUUCUCUAAGAAAUGAAGAUGAGGAGGAGGAUCGAGAAAUUCAUCAUAAAGGGUAUCUGGCCAGGAAUUAUGGCGUAGUUUGUGAUUUUCGUAGAAAACACAAAACCACCAUUCGGUAUGUCACCUGGGGCAUCUUAUUAGCAGGUUACCUGGCUAUGGUGAUUGCAGCCUGUGUGCUGGAUUUUCGCAGAGCCCUUCCCCUUUUCGUGAUCACUGUGGCUGCCCUCUUCUUUGUGAUCUGGGACCACUUUAUGGCCAAAUAUGAACAUCGAAUUGAUGAGUUCCUUUCUCCUGGCAGAAAACUUCUGGACAGUCAUUGGUUCUGGCUGAAGUGGGUGAUUUGGAGCUCACUGGUCCUGGGGAUUAUUUUCUGGCUGAUCUUUGACACCGCCAAACUGGGCCAGCAGCAGCUGGUGUCCUUUGGUGGGCUCAUCAUGUACAUUAUCUUGCUGUUUCUAUUUUCCAAAUACCCAACCAAAGUUUACUGGAGGCCUGUCUUUUGGGGAAUUGGGUUACAGUUUCUUCUUGGGCUCUUAAUACUGAGGACUAAGCCUGGCUUUACCGCCUUUGAUUGGCUGGGCAAACAAGUUCAGACGUUCUUGGAGUACACAAAUGCUGGUGCUUCGUUUGUCUUUGGUGAGAAAUACACAGACCACUUCUUUGCAUUUAAGGUGCUGCCCAUUGUGGUUUUCUUCAGCACCGUGAUGUCCAUGCUCUACUACCUCGGACUGAUGCAGUGGAUCAUUAGAAAGAUUGGAUGGAUAAUGCUGGUCACUAUGGGAUCAUCUCCUAUUGAAUCUGUAGUUGCUGCUGGCAAUAUAUUCGUAGGACAGUCGGAGUCCCCACUGCUGGUCCGACCAUACUUACCAUACAUCACCAAGUCUGAACUCCAUGCAGUUAUGACCGCUGGGUUUGCUACCAUUGCCGGAAGCGUGUUAGGUGCAUACAUUUCUUUUGGGGUUUCAUCCACCCACUUGUUAACGGCUUCGGUUAUGUCAGCACCUGCAUCACUGGCUGUUGCUAAACUCUUUUGGCCUGAGACAGAAACCCCUAAAGUGACUCUCAAGAAUGCCAUGAAAAUGGAAAAUGGACAACCCCUCGGUAAUUUUGGGGGUGCUAUCUUUCCAUCCAGCGAUUCGAGGAAUCUCCUAGAAGCCGCAACGCAGGGAGCCUCCUCGUCCAUCUCCCUGGUGGCAAACAUCGCUGUGAAUCUGAUUGCCUUCAUAGCCCUGUUGUCUUUUGUGAAUUCUGCCCUGUCCUGGUUCGGAAACAUGCUCGACUGCCCACAGCUGAGUUUCGAGCUAAUAUGCUCCUACAUCUUCAUGCCCCUCUCCUUCAUGAUGGGAGUGGACUGGCAGGACAGCUUUAUGGUUGCCAAACUCUUAGGUUACAAGUCAUUCUUCAAUGAGUUUGUGGCUUAUGAGCAUCUCUCAAAAUUGAUCAAUUUAAGGAAAGAGGCUGGGCCCAAAUUUGUGAACGGUGUGCAGCAAUAUAUGUCGAUUCGUUCGGAGACCAUUGCCACUUAUGCUCUCUGUGGCUUUGCCAACAUCAGCUCCCUAGGAAUAGUGGUCGGCGCGCUCACAUCCAUGGCUCCUUCCAGAAAGCACGACAUCACCUCAGGGGCAGUGAGAGCUCUGAUCGCAGGGACCACAGCCUGCUUCAUGACAGCCUGCAUCGCAGGCAUUCUCUCUGGCACUCCUGUAGACGUCAACUGCCAUCACAGUCUAGAGAACGUCUUCAACUCCAGUUUACCUAGAAACACAACCGAUGUAGUAUCUUGUUGCCAGAGUCUAUUGAGCAGCACUGUUGCCAGCGGGCCCGGCAGAGUCAUCCCGGGAGGAAACCACAGCCUGUAUUCUCUGAAGAACUGCUGCCAAUUGUUGAGUCCAUCAUCACUGAACUGCAGUUGGAUCCCUAAUGCAUUCUGAGUUCAGUCAUUUCAACACAACUCUAAGCACAGGUGCUGAAUUUUCCCCUUUGGGGAGAAAAACAAGCAAGCUAUUCUCCACAGAUUGAUACUCCCAUCAUGGAAUCAGCUUUAAUUGGAAAGAAGAAAAACAGGAGUGAACCCUUUGGAUCUACUGCAUCUUCUUCCAGAUCUACUGAAUCGUCCUCCCCUGCCCGCCCCUCCCUAGCCCCUUCCCUAUUGAAAACUACUAUGGCAUUCCAAAGUGAGGUGUUUCCAGUCCCAAAAUUGUUUUCUAACCUUAGAAUUUCAGGACAUUUAACAAGAAUACAGGUAUAAACAACAGCUCGCAACAACUGCACUAUGACUCAGUCACACCCACGUAGAGUCUCUAAGUAGUCCAGAGUGGCUCAUUUUAAAAAUAUCUCAGGUAGC